GGUUCGGUCGUAGAAUGUCUCUUUAUACAUGGCCAUAUGAUGCUUACACAUGUAAUCCCUACUUCGAUCCUCCACCAGGAUUUUAUAAGGAUCCUCUCGAAGACUGCGUUGAUGGAUAUUGGCCAAUAAACACGUUAAAUACUUCUGUGAAGGAUCUUAGAGGAUUUGGCGGAGAGGACGAAGGGCAAUUCCAAGUUCACAUCGAUGUCCAACAGUUCAAACCCGAGGAAAUUUCAGUAAAAAUAGUAGAUCACAACAAGAGCGUUAUCAUAGAAGGAAAACAUGAAGAAAAAUUGGACGAACAUGGUUCCAUAUCUAGGCACUUCUUGAGGAAAUUUAUUCUCCCAGAAAACUGUGAUGGUAGCAGACUUCAAUCUCAACUCUCCUCUGACGGAGUUUUAACAUUAAUUGCUCCCAAAAUUGAGGAAGGAAAGCAGGUUGAAUAUGUAAGGGAAAUUCCUAUCACGAAGACGGGAUCGUUUAAAGCAGGAGAACAAAAGAGGAGGAUGUCGAAAUUAAAAAAUAAAUGCCAUAUUUUAUAAGAUCAAUAUAUCCUAUUGCGAAAUGGUAUAUAGCUAUAGCGUUUUUUAAUAAAACUGGUCCGUUGCAUAGUUUAGUGU
Anoplophora glabripennis (Asian longhorned beetle) is the source of this 620-nucleotide messenger RNA. RefSeq names its product alpha-crystallin A chain-like. Gene Ontology annotation, molecular function: protein folding chaperone. The transcript has a single exon. The record is from RefSeq and is a predicted model, not a curated record. NCBI's taxonomy places the organism in Eukaryota, Metazoa, Arthropoda, Insecta, Coleoptera, Cerambycidae. The coding region runs from base 15 to 542 and encodes 175 amino acids. Gene Ontology annotation, biological process: response to heat; protein refolding.